GGUCUUUAUUUAAUAUGAAUGAAAAUAAGAGUAGCAUUCAAAAUUGAGAGAAUCUUAGUUUGGUAACAUACAAACAAUGGCUUCUGGAGGCGAGCACACACAUGACCAUGACCACCAUCACCAUGACCACAAGCACGGUCACCACGACGGUUCAUUCGUAGGCGCCGACGGGAAAGUCUACCACAGCCACGACGGUCUUGCACCGCAUUCUCACGAACCAAUCUACUCACCUGGAUUCUUCAGCAGAAGAGCUCAACCUCUUAUCAACAGAGAUUUCAAUGAAAGAGCUUUCACCGUCGGCAUUGGUGGACCCGUCGGUACUGGCAAAACCGCUUUGAUGUUAGCGCUUUGUCAAAACCUAAGGGAUCGUUACAGUCUCGCUGCUGUCACGAAUGAUAUUUUUACGAAAGAAGACGGUGAGUUUUUGGUGAAGCACAAAGCACUUCCGGAGGAAAGGAUUCGUGCUGUUGAAACCGGUGGUUGUCCUCAUGCUGCGAUUCGUGAGGAUAUUAGUAUUAAUCUUGGUCCGCUUGAGGAACUUUCGAAUCUUUAUAAAGCUGAUCUACUUCUCUGUGAAUCUGGAGGAGAUAACUUGGCUGCUAAUUUCAGCAGGGAACUGGCUGACUAUAUUAUUUACAUCAUAGAUGUGUCUGGUGGCGAUAAAAUUCCGAGGAAAGGUGGUCCGGGAAUCACACAAGCUGAUCUCCUUGUGAUUAACAAGACUGAUAUUGCACAAGCAAUUGGGGCUGACUUGGGUGUCAUGCAGCGCGAUGCUCUUAGGAUGAGAGACGGCGGGCCAUUUGUAUUUGCUCAGGUGAAGCACAAUGUUGGGGUGGAAGAAAUUGUGAAUCAUGUCUUACAGGCAUGGGAGGCAACUACCGGGAAGAAACGCCGUUGACAUGUUUUUGCAAAACGGUGUUAGAUUCAGAUUAGUCAGCAGGAAUGACAUCUAAGAAAGCUGGUGGCUCGAGCGAGGAGCGGAGCCUAGCCCGCUGUCUUUUCAUUUAUUGUUAAGUAUCUAUUUGCUAAUCAUGUUACUACCUUGGACCUAAUCAAUGUGUGUGAGUAUCUACUAUGGCAUAUGGCAAUGGCUACUAGGCCAAAUAACUGAUUUCAUUCAUGUUAAGCGAAUUGACAUCUAGAUCUCUGAAUAAAAUAAAGGCAUGCAUGAUUGUUGUGUUUGGUGUGCAA
Lathyrus oleraceus (garden pea) is the source of this 1191-nucleotide messenger RNA. Its product is annotated as urease accessory protein G. The record is from RefSeq and is a predicted model, not a curated record. NCBI's taxonomy places the organism in Eukaryota, Viridiplantae, Streptophyta, Magnoliopsida, Fabales, Fabaceae. Gene Ontology annotation, molecular function: nickel cation binding; GTPase activity. The transcript has 4 exons. The coding region runs from base 77 to 898 and encodes 273 amino acids. Gene Ontology annotation, biological process: urea catabolic process.